AUGUCAGACAACAAGACGCAAAACCUCAACAACACCACCAAGGGUGACGAGGACGACAGAGACGACAAGGAAGACACCAGCAACACAGACCCGAUCUGCGCGAUAUGUCUCGCGUCGUACACAGGACGAGUAUACCUCUCACCGUGCAUGCACUCGUUCUGUGCGUCGUGUCUCUCCGCCUGGGUAGAUGUCUCGGUCCUCUGCCCGCUGUGCAAGUCUAAACCGGACCAGAUCCACUGGGGGGUUGAUACUGCUCUUGGGGUGCUCAACACUAUCACUGUGACAAGCUCUUCGCCGUUUUAUGCGAAUGGUCCUGAUCGUUGGAGGGACCGACGGAAGGCUACAACUACUGGAGGACUUACGUGGAGGGAGGCACUGAGGAAUGUAGCGGUACAGGCGAGAAAGGAUGAAGAGGAACAGGGGCAGUUGGAUCUGGCAAGUACGGAGGCAGAUCUUCAGGAAGGUGACGCUGCUUUGGACGACACGUCGGUUUCGACAACCGGUGGAGCUUCGGAGGGUGAGGGUGAGGACGGAUGCGAGUCUGACCAAGAGCGGCAUGAUCAAAGGCUUGUUGGCACCAGUGGUGGCAGCAAAAAGAGGUCACGAUCGCAUUCGCGGUCUCGAUCCCGAUCCCGAUCUCGAUCCAAGUCGACUACGCCCAUAGACAGCUACCCAUACGACUCUGACGCGCUCUUCUCCUCCUCACACCCAAACCUUUUCUCGGGCGGACGACUGGUACAAGGACACGGAUCGACGGACGAGGCUACACCUACCACUGCGGAAGGAGACAAUGGCGGCACAGCAGCAGCAGGACGCACAGCAAGCCGACAAGAGGUCUAUGCCCUCGGACUUGAGCCUACUCCAGAACAGGAUUUCGCAUUUGCAGACGAGAUUCGACCGAUCGAUGUGGCUUUUUUGACUCCAUUUUUGCAGCAAGAUCUGGCGGUGUUGACGAACUCUGGUGAUCGGCCGGUGGAUCCGAUUAUCGUCGACCUGAUUAUUAGCCUCUUUGUCGCGCAUGGUAGCAAGGCGUCUUUGGCUCUAUUUUCGCGAGGGGGUGGAGGACAAACUCACAAGCGGCGGGCAUUGGAGGACAAGGACAAGCAGCCGCCUGAGUGGAAUUUUGUUGAAAUGGAGGUCGCUCAGUGGAUCGCGUUGAGACCUUCCAAGGAGAGCUGGAGUGAAGUGGACAUGGCACGACUGUUUGUUCGAGAAAUGCGACGUGUUGUAAAGAAACGCUGGACGGUCAAGCGAUGGAACAAUAGUGUUCUCUAUCAGCCUAUGCCACCACUAUCACCUCUGACUUUGCCCUCGUCGACCUCGUAG
Molecule: messenger RNA, 1326 nt
Organism: Linnemannia hyalina
Lineage: Eukaryota; Fungi; Mortierellomycota; Mortierellomycetes; Mortierellales; Mortierellaceae
Source: the annotation of a GenBank genome assembly